UAAAGGGUUUUCUAGGAUUAAUCAAACAAAAGAUACUAAAGAAAGAAAAACAUCAGCAGUUUUAAGCGAAAGAGAAAGGGAUUGAAGUUAGCCCUAGUAUACUGGUCCAAGUCCUACUAUUACUACUACUGUUGUUUUCCACCCUCCUAUAUAUUAUCAUCACCAACCCUAUUCUCUCUCUCUCUCUCUCUCCCCUCUCACUCUCUCUCCUCUUUUUUUUCCCUAAUAAACAGCACUAACAUCUUAUGCAAGUUUCACCUCAACCAGUCCUUUGAUGAUUUGAAGCUCCAAAGUCACAUAUCAUAUCCUCAAUUCUUCAUCCUCGAAACCCAGAAAUGAUCCCCUUAUGGAAACAAAACCCUUAGCUAUUAAAAACUAUUACUGAUAUUAUUCAAACUCCAAAAGUAGUAUUGAUCCAAUUAAGAUCUCAAAAAAAAAAAAAAAAAACCAUGGAUUCAGUCCAAGAAUUUGAAACCUCAAACAGUACACAAACCCCAUCAACCCUACUAGUGAACAUCAACCUCAACCCUACAGAUCAUACAAGUAUUAUUAGCAACACCGCGAACUCCUCGUCGUCGUCGUCGUCAUCGUCGCCAUCGUCUUCGUCGUCGUCCCCGACAACUCUCAGCCGCUACGAGAACCAGAAGCGGCGGGAUUGGAACACCUUCGGGCAGUACCUGCGGAACCACCGGCCGCCGCUCUCGCUGGCCCGGUGCAGCGGGGCCCACGUGCUGGAGUUCCUCCGGUACCUCGACCAGUUCGGGAAGACAAAGGUGCACACCCAGCUCUGCCCUUUCUUUGGCCAUCCGAACCCCCCGGCGCCCUGCCCCUGCCCGCUCCGCCAGGCCUGGGGCAGCCUCGACGCCCUCAUCGGCCGCCUUCGGGCCGCCUUCGAGGAGCACGGGGGCAAGCCCGAGGCCAACCCCUUCGGCGCCCGGGCCGUCAGGCUGUACCUGCGAGAGGUCCGGGACUCGCAGGCUAAGGCCCGGGGGGUUAGCUAUGAGAAGAAGAAGAGGAAGAGACCGCCGCAGCCUCCCGCGGCGCUUCCGCCGACAGGACCCGGCCCGGCUGCUCCGGGUGCAAGUGGUUAGUAAGAAUAAUUAUAAGGUGUUUGUGUUGAAAAAAGAAAAAAUGGAAGGAAAAUUAAUUAUUCUAUGUUCCGAUGAAGAAGGGUAGCACUAUAUAUACUUUCUUUUACCUUAUAAUGUUCUAAGGUUUGUGAAUUUUUUAUUUGUGUUGUUCUGAUAUGAAUAUAAUAUGA
Morus notabilis is the source of this 1261-nucleotide messenger RNA. Its product is annotated as protein LIGHT-DEPENDENT SHORT HYPOCOTYLS 4. The transcript has a single exon. Gene Ontology annotation, cellular component: nucleus. The record is from RefSeq and is a predicted model, not a curated record. NCBI's taxonomy places the organism in Eukaryota, Viridiplantae, Streptophyta, Magnoliopsida, Rosales, Moraceae. Gene Ontology annotation, biological process: response to light stimulus; mRNA transcription. Bases 450 to 1091 code for a protein of 213 amino acids.